UGGGGUUUGCGUCGUCUCACUUCCUCAGUUUCCCUUGGAAUUCGUCCCUAUAGCACUUUUAGAGGUUGUGAAUACCAUAUACUUUCAACUGACAAUUACGAAAAAAUUUCGGAUAAUUGCGAUGAAAAAGCACUUAGGGCGAGUACGGACUUUCCUCAGUUGCUUUUGACGGCAACUGCCAUCA
This is a messenger RNA of Racocetra persica, 184 nucleotides long. Lineage: Eukaryota; Fungi; Glomeromycota; Glomeromycetes; Diversisporales; Gigasporaceae. The record is from the annotation of a GenBank genome assembly.